AGAUAGCGGCGCGCGCGCAUUGCAAGUUUAUCCGCGAGUGACCCGCACAUUGCCGGUACAGAUCUUAAAGAAGGUUAUUGUUUCCGGUCAUAGGCCUUUGAAUCGCAUUUAAUCAUUCGUAUUUUAGUGCGUUUCAGUGACUUUGUUGUGUUAAAGCGGAAUUUUCAGUGAAAAUGGAGAUCCUAAACAGGAUAGUGGAGGGAUACCACGAUCUGAUGGACAAUCAGAGUGACCCGAGAGUUAAGGACUGGUUCCUUAUGUCGUCACCUUUCCCGACACUUGCCAUCUGCCUCACAUACGUUUUCACAGUCAAAAUUUUGGGUCCAAAACUCAUGGAAAACAGAAAACCUUUCGAACUAAAGAACGUUCUUAUAUGGUACAACUUGUUCCAAGUUAUUUUUAGCUGCUGGCUCUUUAAUGAGAGUAUUGCCAGCGGCUGGUUCACCACGUACAGUUUUAGAUGCCAGCCCGUCGACUACUCACAAAAUCCACAUGCGUUGCGGAUAGCGAAUGGAUGUUGGUGGUACUAUAUCUCGAAAUUUACAGAAUUCUUCGAUACGAUCUUCUUCGUCAUGCGGAAGAAGUUUGACCACGUGUCGAAGCUGCAUGUCAUUCACCAUGGCAUUAUGCCGAUGUCCGUGUGGUUCGGAGUCAAGUUCACGCCAGGUGGUCACUCAACCUUCUUUGGCAUGCUCAAUACCUUCGUCCACAUAGUGAUGUACUCCUACUACCUACUUGCUGCACUCGGACCGAAAGUCCAGAAGUAUCUGUGGUGGAAGAAAUACCUCACUGCGCUGCAAAUGGUGCAAUUUGUAUUGGUGUUCCUACAUGCCUUCCAACUUCUGUUCAUCGACUGCGACUACCCUCGUGCCUUCGUGUGGUGGAUCGGCAUGCACGCUGUUCUCUUCUACUACCUAUUCUCUGACUUCUACAAACAAGCCUAUAUCAAGAAGGCAAAGAGUAUGAAGUUGAAAGAAAAGGAAAAGGUUGAAGUAGAGUCAUCGAAGGUCGAGGAGCCCAAAGAAAGGAAGCUUUCCAUCCUAAACGGCUUUAGCAAUGGCUCAGCGCUCGGUGACGUCCGGCAGAGGAUGGCGGGAGCGGUGGCCUCACAGUGAUCUUAGAAAUAACAAGUGCCAUGGUUAAGGUGGAAAAACCAGAGACCCUACUUCGUGUACGCGUCAAUUAUUAGACGGACAAAGUACAAAAGUGAAUCUCAAAUUUAAGUUUACACAAAUUAAGCUCAAUUAGUUAAAAGUGUUAGAUUUAGUUUAGUAGAAUAAAGUACAAGGCUAUUACGGCGCUGGAAAGAACAGGUUUAAACUCACUACAAUCAAGACGACCUUAUGAAAAUUUAUAAUUGAGGUAAUGGCGAAAUAAUGGGUACCUAAGUAUAAUCUAGAACUGGUAGCAGACUAGGUAAAGAGGUAACUUAAUAGUUAAACAAGAUAACACAAUAAGUACCUAUUUUUAAUGUAAAUACUAUAGUUAAGUUAUAUUAUAAAAAGUAAUAAGGGAGAUAUAGCUAAGUCUUCGUUAAAAUAAGUUUUUAUCAUUACGUGUUACAAAUUAAAGUCCCGCCGCGCUGAGUUGUCUCAAAAACUACUGUUUGGAUUUUCAUACGUUUUUCACCAAUAAAAAGAGGGAUUACCUAAGAAGGUAAAAAUACGUAGUUUUAAAAUUACACGGGGUUAAGAAUUUGUAUGUAACUUGAGACCUUGUAACGUUGAAACUGAAUAUUUAAACGGAAAUCGGGAAACCACAAACAAAGAUGAACUAUUUUCAAAAUUUUACUGAGUAUGAUUGAUUAGAAUUCAAGGAAGUGUUUGUGUGGAGCACACUCCGAAUAAACUUCUGUGGCUAAGAAGACUAAGACUUUUCCUAUUUCCUGGUACCAGUUUAUAGCAUUUCUCUUUGAUUCCCUUCGCAGGGUUCGUUGGGUUCCUCUCGCAGUACGCAGCGUGUGGUCAAUCCAAUCUCAUUUACGACGUUUUAUUUAAAUUCUUCAUUGUAGUCUGUUCCAAGUCUUUCCAGAAUCGAAAUAACAGAACUGACGUUAUCGGUAUGAUCAAUGAUGAACCGUGAUAAUUUACUAACCACUUGUCGAUUACGAUACUACUUAACGACAAGUUCUGUGUUAAAGCCAGAAAUUGACAAGGUUAUCGUAGUUCUUGCAGACAUUUUUAUAUUUUUUUUAUUGUUGCCUGGCAUGCAUUUCAAUGUAAUCUAGAUACAAUAUUUUGUAAAUAUUAGGCUCAAAGCAUAUCGGCGCAGGAACAAAGCGAAGCAGCUUGUCUUUUCAAAAGUGUCUCAAAAAACUGAUCUUUUAACUCAAAUAAUAAUAAUUAAUGUACCUAUCUAGCUACAUAUUAGUGUGAAACGAAUUCCUUACAAAUUACACUUAUUUACGCGCGCUUUGACGUGUCUUUUUCUACAAACGAUUUUAAAAUUCAGUAUGUUUUGGAACAUUUUAGAAAUGCGGGUCUGCGUAUGUGCCGUAUUAUUAUAAUAUUAUAUAAUACAUUGUUACAGGAUACCUGAUUGAACAGACCAAUAAAUUUCGUCACGUAUAAAUUAAUGAAUCACUGUUUUAAAUGAAGGCUAAACAAAUCAUAGUGAGUCAUCAUAACUAAUUGAACACCAAGCCAAAAAUAAUAUACAUUAGUUUAUCUUUUACUUACCUUUUAUACUAGGCGAUUUGAAAAUAAAAAGUGAUUUCUUCUUGCAUCUCAUUAGUUUUCUUUUGUGUCUUAUAAAGAAAAACUUGUUAGUACUUGUUCUCUCUUGUAUGAAUAGAAAAAUAUAGAAAUCUCUUGAUGCGAAUUCUCCUACACAAUAUAUGCACCUUAGUUGAAAACUAAACAAAACGAGUCUCAUUUUAUUUAUCUAUUCUGCCAUUUUCAUCUUCAAAGCAGGUAAAAUACUUGCUUUUCAUUGAGUUGUGAAAAGAGAAAAUAAAUAAAAUAUUGAAGACUCAAUCGAAUCUAAGUAUAUUAUUGUGAAAAUAGUAAUGUAAUCUCAGUAAGUAACUGAUGAUGCAAAAUACAUGUGCUCUAGUGAAUCAACCCCAUCGGAUUGCAUUAGCAUGUGCAUUGUAUAUUUCAUAUUAUUGCGUUUAACUCCAUUUCCAUCAAUAAAUUACGCAUGCAUUACGUGCGAUGCGUUAAUGAUAGGAUGUGCUUCGUACGCACUUAAAUAUGCAGUGUAAAUACCGCUUAUGCCGGCAUGAUACGCUACCGGGCAAAAAAAUACCAUAGAAGUGCUUAUCGUAACUUUUUUGUAAACAUUGUCUGUCUCAAUUAAGUAGGUAAAAAGUACAUGCUCUUUUUAUGAAAACCUUGCAAUUGGACUACCAGAAAAAUGGGCGUUUUUACCCGGUAGCGAUCAUGCAUGUUUAUUGUAUGGACGCGAGGAUUCAAAAUAUUUAAAAGAAAAGGCUUUUUGGUAUAAUUAGUACUUACUUUUUCACGUACAGAAGCCGGACGCAAUUAGAGAAAAACGAAUUGUGAAUGCAUUAAGGUCGCAAUUUGUAAGUACUUUGCAACCAUUUUCAAAUCCAGCUUGUAUCGCUGUUGACGCAUGUCGCCUCCUAGUGAAAAAGUCAUCAUCGUUUGUCCUAGUGUAACUUUUCAAGCUGUAUUUACGUAAGUUUGGAAGGAAAUUGAGAGAAAACUUUUCCGUUCCUUCUCCGUCUAUACUAAAUGACAGAUUUACGUAAAGUAUACGUUAGUUCAAAAGUUACACCAGCCAACCGAUUUGCUAACUUAGUGUAUAACACUGAACGAUAGCAACCGAGCUCAUUUGACGAUUUUUAAUCGAUUAAUGGUUAUCUACGAAAGAAAAAUUCAUAUCACUCAAUUUAGGAGAUUUAGCUGAUGAGUGCCCAGACAAACUUGCUGCCAAGAAAGUUAUAUUAGUAUAGAGCUGUAACUGCAAUUAGUUGUAUUAUAAUAACUAUUAUUAAGUAUUCAGCUAAAAUCUGUUCUAAUAGCGGUAUGUUGGAUUUUGUAAUGUUGAAAACAUUUAAAAUUUGUAAUUUGUGAUACUUAUUUAAAUAUUAUAAUGGAUAAUAUCAUA
Molecule: messenger RNA, 4074 nt
Organism: Maniola jurtina (meadow brown)
Lineage: Eukaryota; Metazoa; Arthropoda; Insecta; Lepidoptera; Nymphalidae
Gene: Elovl7
Product: elongation of very long chain fatty acids protein AAEL008004-like
Exons: 9
Coding region: 174-1115 (313 amino acids)
Biological process (GO): fatty acid elongation, polyunsaturated fatty acid; fatty acid elongation, saturated fatty acid; fatty acid elongation, monounsaturated fatty acid
Cellular component (GO): endoplasmic reticulum membrane
Molecular function (GO): fatty acid elongase activity
Source: RefSeq, a predicted model, not a curated record